Molecule: messenger RNA, 1242 nt
Organism: Cylindrotheca closterium
Lineage: Eukaryota; Bacillariophyta; Bacillariophyceae; Bacillariales; Bacillariaceae
Source: the annotation of a GenBank genome assembly
AUGAACUUGCAACUGCUACUCCUUGCUUCCAUUACUCUGUUCAAAAUCACUGAAAGCGGAGCCUUUUCAUCACAAUCAGUAUCAAGUUUCAUAAACCAAGAACAACGUCGACUUUCUCACCUUUCAAGCACGCUGUCACCAGACGAUACGGAAAUUCGCUCGGAAGAUGGAGAGAAUCCUGCAAAACGAGGAGCCAUCUCCAUGCAAAUUGAUGAACUUGACAAGUACCUUGGGGGGGAGGGAAGAGCUCAAAUUGUCUGGGAUUGCUAUUCCAUUGGAAUUGAUCCAGCUGAUUACUUCGGAUCCAUACACUUGGGUUAUGACGAUUACGAGACCAUCAUGCAAUUGAUGCCAUCCAUGCGGCGGACACAAAAGCUGGAUUCUGAGACAUUGGAAAAGUUGGCAGCCCUGUAUCCCCAGGGCGGCAAAGUUGAAGGCGGUGUGGCCAGACUGUCGUACCUCUCCAAGUCUAGUGAUUCAGCGACUAAAAUUCUACUAACUCUCGCGGAUGGUCUUCAAAUCGAAACUGUCAUUAUUCCUGGGAAGGGCCAGCGAUCCACUCUUUGUGUCAGUUCACAGGUCGAAAAGAUUCGACCGCUGACGUCGUCUGAAAUCCUGGCUCAGCUUUUCUUUGCCAAAAAGCUUUGCCGGCUGGAAGGUAUUCCAGACAUCACCGACAUCGUUUUUAUGGGUAUGGGCGAUUCUGUUGACAAUAUCGAAAACAUUAUCAAGGCAACAAAAAUUAUGACCACCCGAGAUUUGUUUCAGUUGAGCGCUUCGCGAGUCACAGUCUCUACUGUUGGGCCUUCUCCGGAAUCCUUCAAAGCUGUUGCCGAGGCUCCAUGUGUUAUUGCAUGGUCUGUUCAAGCCACAAACGAUGAUUUACGCAAGCAACUGGUGCCUACCACUAAAUACAGCAUUGAGGAACUUAGAGAAGGUUUGAUUGAAGCAAUGUUGGAACGACCCAUAAACGGACGAACCGUUCUGUUGGAAUUGACGCUCAUGAAAGGCGUCAAUGACUCUCUCAACGAGGCGGAAGAAUUGGCAUCCUUUGCCGAGGUGAUAAGCGAACGCGUCACAGGCUGCAAGGUCAGUAUCAACUUGAUACCCUAUAACGAUGUUGGCCCAAGAGGAGAGAUGGAACAAAACAAAUAUCAACGACCAGAUCACAAAGAUGCAGUAGCUUUCCAAGAGUAUCUUCAGGACCAUGGCCUCUUUUCUCACGUUCGGACAACCCAGUGA